Penicillium taxi is the source of this 804-nucleotide messenger RNA. RefSeq lists its product as uncharacterized. The annotation marks the transcript as partial. Gene Ontology annotation, molecular function: flavin adenine dinucleotide binding; NADP binding; N,N-dimethylaniline monooxygenase activity. The record is from RefSeq and is a predicted model, not a curated record. NCBI's taxonomy places the organism in Eukaryota, Fungi, Ascomycota, Eurotiomycetes, Eurotiales, Aspergillaceae. The transcript has 5 exons.
CCAACCGGCCUCUCUAUGCUGAAAACGCUCACAGAGGACGGGUUCGCCGUUACGCUUUACGAGCGGCGCAGCCAGGUCGGCGGAUUAUGGGCUUACACUGAUAAUUCAUCAUGGACUACGGCACUGAAGAGUAAUGUCAAGUCUAAAUACACAUGCGGCUUCUCUGAUUUCCCUAUGCCUGACAAAAAUUCGUCCCACAUGAAUGUGUUCGAAUGGCAGAAAUAUAUGGAAGACUAUGCGUGCCAUUUUGACGUGCUCAAGCAUUGUGUGUUCAACACCUCCGUUCAUAAAGUGCACCGCAAUGCCGACGACAUGCGAUGGGCUCUGGAACUUGACGCCAUUGAAAACAAAAGAGUUGUUGUUCUUGGUCUCUGCGGCACUUCGGGCGACAUAAUUCCAACUCUGAUGCCUGUUGCAUCGCGUGUCUGGGUUUCACAUCGCCGCGGAUCAGUUUUUCCUCAUUAUAACAAGGUCUGGGAGAGAGUAUUACCAUUCUUGCAGCAUGGGAGUUUGACCUUACUGAAAGGACUUACAAAGUUCGUGGGCCGAAAAAGCAUCCAGUUUGCCGAUGGGACAGUUCUAGAAGAUGUUGAUGUUGUGAUUUUGGUGACCGGAUACGAGGCGGACUUUUCACUCCUGAGCCCAGAUAUUGUUGAGCGCAGUCGAAUAAAGCUAGAGUGGUACCAGGGACCAGAUAUUUACCGGCUUUGGAUGAAUUUGUUUCCAUCUCGCUGGGCUGACUCAGUAGCUGUACUCAACUACAGCACAUUUGAAGAACAAACGGGUUCAGCUUCGCUGACAUGA